Molecule: messenger RNA, 1074 nt
Organism: Ramularia collo-cygni
Lineage: Eukaryota; Fungi; Ascomycota; Dothideomycetes; Mycosphaerellales; Mycosphaerellaceae
Exons: 1
Coding region: 1-1074 (357 amino acids)
Source: RefSeq, a predicted model, not a curated record
AUGUCCAAGAGUUCCAUCACAGGCAUGGUGCUCCGGCUCAAAUCCACGCUUCCAUGGAGAAGGAUCCACGCGCCUUCUACACAAUGGCGAGGUCACGCCACUGUGUGCAAAAGAAGAAACUACACACCGGAUGAAGACGAAAUGAUUGUGAAAUUUCUCAAGGCAGGGCACAGCUACUCAAACAUCGCUGAUGCAUUGGACCGCCAUCCCUCCUCUGUUCAAUCUCGUUUUUWCAAUUACUUACGACACCGAGAAGAUGCGCAGUGCCUGAGAAGCCCCCCCAGAAAACCAUCCAGUGAGAUGCGAAAUGCGGAAAUACAGCGCUUGAAGGAGCAGGAAGGGCUCUCAAUAUCCGAGAUAGCGAGGCGAUUAGGUCUCUGUGAGAGAACGGUGUAUUAUGGCUAUGGGAUGGUGCGCGCCCCCAAGGGGACGACGUAUUGGAAUUAUUCAGAGGCAGAGGUGGAAACCAUUGCUUCCGGGCUCCGCCAAGGAAGCUCCGUCCUGGAGAUCUCAAAGAGUCUCGGGUGUGGCCGGACAAGCCAUGGUGUGGCUCAGUGCAUCAGAGGAAACCCGUAUUUACGAACUUUGAGGCCGCCUGCCAGCUGGAGAUUCACGCCGGCAGAGGACCAGGCGAUCAGGGCUGGCAUGAUCGAUGGAACAUCCUUGUCGAAAUUGGCCAAACAGCUUCAGCGGCCGAGAUCCUCGAUCGCGAGCCGCUUGCGUCUUCUCGAAGCAGAGAUGCUGAAGGAACCAGAAGAAGCUGCGCCGGGCAUAAAUUUACCCACCCGCAAAGCCUCAUUACGAGAAUACUCGCCAAAACACGAGGCUUUGCUUGAACAAUGGCAAGCACGCAAUGUAAGAAGUGUCAAAACGAUGAGACCUUGGCGUCCCGAAGAAGUAACUCUUCUGCAAGCGGGGCGUGCGAAAGAUGGACUUUCUUGGGAUGAUCUGGCCAAGCUUUUACCCGGGAGAACAGCCGGUGCUAUCUUCACCAAAUACAGUAGGCUCAAUCCCAAAGACCCCAGUGCAGGUCCGAAGAAGGGCCACGCGCCGCCUGCUCCCGCUCGACCUUGA